Molecule: messenger RNA, 3183 nt
Organism: Ipomoea nil (Japanese morning glory)
Lineage: Eukaryota; Viridiplantae; Streptophyta; Magnoliopsida; Solanales; Convolvulaceae
Product: protein ACCELERATED CELL DEATH 6-like
Exons: 7
Coding region: 941-2950 (669 amino acids)
Molecular function (GO): protein binding
Source: RefSeq, a predicted model, not a curated record
GAGAACAUGUUGACUAACAUGUUCCCUCAGCAUUUAUUUUCUUGUCCCUUCCUUAACCAACCAUUUUUUUGUUCUCUUCCUUUUCCUAUUUCUUCUUCGUAUUUCAAUUUCUAGUUUCCAAUAACAAUCUUCAUUCACACCGAACUAACUGGUCAGUGUCAUUCAAGAAUGAUGUCUAAAUCAAUUGGGAUUUAUGCCACCAAACAGUUGAUAAAAUCUCUGAAAUGGCUUGAAGUAGAAGGAGAGUGACACAGAUCAAUCAAUCCCAUGUAUAAAUACAGAAACAUUUUCUUCAUGUUAUGUCGGUUGCCUCUGGUGGUUCCUGCAGCACAGUAAGAAUUAAGAAAGGAGAAUGUUACUAGUAGUGUGUCAUUUCACUGGUAGCAAAUGGAUAUGUAAGAUUUUGGCAUCUGGCUUAGUCAUAUUAGAUGGCUAGAUGGUGUAAAAUUUAGUACAAAUUUCAUUUUUUUGGGAAGAAAAAUGGAAAAUGUCUCUUUGCAGAUGAUAAAAGAAAGACUUGCCAGCAAGGCUAGCUCAGUUUAGUUUGACCAAUCACCUUAAAAAGUCUCGUUUCAGCGACAGUGUGGGAAGAUCACCCUUGUGGUUCGAAUCUCAUGGGAAUCUUGAGGGUCAUUAGGAGAUCUUAACUCAUCAAAGGUGAUGAAGACCCUUGUGGUUUGAAUCUUGGGGUCAUUGGGAGACCUUAACUGAUCAGAGGUGAUGAAGACUCCUUGUGCGUAGAGUGUACAGGCAAGGGUGGGGACUGAACCUACUGAAGGUAGACUAAGGCUCGAACUCACAACCUCCCAUAUAGGAGAGCAACUUGGUGUCACUGGACCACAAGGUCAUUGGUUGUUCUGAUUACUUGUAGCCAGUUUUGGAAUAGGAAAAAGUGGCAUUGUUAAGAGAUAGUUGAGGAAGGAUUUAGCCAAGAUACAGAAUGGCUGGCUCUUCAUCACAGCCUGAGUUGGGUGACAAUGUAAAAAAGGAGCCAGGACCAUUGAUGAGACUCAUCCUACAAGCUGGGAGAGACAAAAGCGUGGUGAGUCAAGGUUUAAUGGAGCCAGUGGAGAAAAAGGAACCAGAGAAGGACCUCAACUGGUACCUUCCAUUGUACAAGGCAGCACUAAGAGGUGACUGGGAGAGUGCCAAAAAUUUCUUCGACCAAGACCCUGAGGCCAUCACUGCUAAGAUCACUAAAGUCUCCGAGACAGCGUUACACAUUGCUGUUGGGACACAAAGGGCGACAAGUUUUGUAAAGGAAUUGUUGGAGUUGAUACCAACCGAGGCUUUGGUAACUCUAAAGGAUCAAGCUGGUCAGACGGCCCUCCACUAUGCUGCCAUAUAUGGAAACGUUGAGGCAGCCGAGCUUCUGGUGACUAAAAGUCCUGAGUUGACUAACUUAUGGAGUGGCUCAGGAUUACUGCCUAUUCAUUUGGCUGCUGGCUAUGCCAACAAGGAUAUGAUUUCGUACCUCUUAACUGUCACCAGAGAUGAUGUAGAGCCCAGCCCAUUUGCUGACAGAUCUGGUGUAGAGCUUCUAAAUCUUGUAAUAUCUGCCGAAUUUUAUGAUUUGGCUUUAUAUCUGAUCCAGCUUUAUCCAAAGCUGGCAACAUUGCGAUCACCUGCUGGUAAUACUGCUUUACGUGUGAUUGCUGGAAAGCCUUCUGCAUUUCCAAGUGGAAUUAGACUCAAUGUUUGGCAGCGGUUCAUUUAUUCAUGUGUUCCUGUGAAGUUUGGGAAUGUGUAUAGUCCUGCUAAAAUUGGAGACAUGGAAAAUCCAGCUGCGGGGAACCAAAGGUCCAUGCUUAUAUGCCGCUGGGUUCAUUUCUUCCGGGAAUUUGGCUCUUCUGGGUGCAAGAAAUGUCAUGAAGCAACUUGGGAAUUCAUUGAAUGGUUAGUGCCAUACUUUAAAAGUGUAAGGGACACCAGAUUGAUGCAUCGGCAGACUCUUCAACUCAUCAAGCGCCUAUGUGCAGAAGUUGCAGGACUAGAUUACUCAUCAGCUGCAUCAAUAUUCGACGGUCCAAUCCUUUUGGCCGCAGUUUCAGGAAUCAGUGAACUCGUUGAGGAGAUUCUGGAAUCAUUUCCCCCGGCAAUUUGGUCAAGGAACCAAGAGGGGCAUAACAUAUUCCUACUGGCAGUUGAAAAUCGCCGAGAGAAUAUCUUCAACAUCCUGUACCAGAUGAGUGAGCACAAACAGUUAGCCACACAGCUUCGAGAUGUAAAGAGGAAUAACAUUUUGCAUCUGGCUGGCAAACUGGCACCUCCGCCUCGACUGAGUCUUGUUUCUGGUGCAGCUCUGCAGAUGCAGAGAGAGUUACAGUGGUACAAGGAAGUCGAGAAAUAUGUGCUUCCUGACUCUAAAGACACUAGAAACUCGAAUGGGAGAACGCCAGCAGUAGAGUUCUCGGUGGAACACAAAGAUUUGGUUAAAGAAGGGGAGAAAUGGAUGAAAGACACGGCAAAUUCUUGUACGGUAUCUGCAACUCUCAUUGCAACGAUAGGAUUUGCAGCAUCGAUUACAGUGCCCGGGGGCAAUAACAGCGAUAGUGGCUUCCCCAUUUUCCACAAAAACAUGGCGUUUACUAUCUUUGCUAUUUUCGACGCCCUUUCCUUGUUUUCAUCUACAGCUUCUCUACUGAUGUUCCUGUCCAUCCUCACUGCACGCUAUGCAGAAAACGAUUUUCUGUACUCCCUCCCAAGGAGGCUAAUAAUCGGCCUUACGAUGCUGUUUCUCUCCAUAACAUCAAUGAUGGUAGCUUUCAGUGCCACUAUCUACCUUGUAUUUGGGGAAAAGAAGGCGUGGACUCUCGUACCAGUGGCCGGAUUGGCAUGUCUACCAGUGACUUUGUUCGUGACGUUGCAAUAUCCCCUUCUAAAGGAUAUGAUAACUUCCACUUACUGCCCUCGCAUUUUUGGUAAGCGCAGUAAUCGCCUCCUCUUUUAGCUUAAUCAAGCCUGCUAGUAGCCAUUAUAGUAUGGAAGCUGCUUUUAGGGUACAUUCUUAGGCUUUCAGGGUACAUUCUUUAUGCUUAAAUACAGACUUUUGUAUGGAUUUGUAAUAUCUGAUUGCUCAACAUUGAACUUUCAUCCAAAGAAUGGCCUUUUUUGUACUUGGGUUGUCUUCAAUCCUUUGUAAAACUUUGUUUAUAUAGUGGAAGUUGUGAUUUCAAACUUUGA